Molecule: messenger RNA, 3123 nt
Organism: Trichobilharzia szidati
Lineage: Eukaryota; Metazoa; Platyhelminthes; Trematoda; Strigeidida; Schistosomatidae
Source: the annotation of a GenBank genome assembly
GGCCUUUGUAUAUGGUUGUGCGCGCCUUGAUUGGUCGGGUCGAUUUAGGUGUUUUUGUUACGUUCGGAUUUUCGGAACUAGACUUAUUGAUUGAAGGUGGAAGGUGUGAGGCCUAUGUUAAUCAUUCUUAGGAUAUGAGUCAUGUGCAUUGUCCGUGAACAAUAAAUACAACGAAAUUUCACUCGUGAAUUCGACUGUAGUAAAGUAAUGGCUAACGAAGAUGACAUGGACGAGGUGUCUUGUGCUGAAAUGUUAAUACGUAAGAACGCUGUGGAGGACUCUGAUAGGGCUGAUCUGUUCCAGUUGUUCGCUUACUUACAUGGAGAGCUUGAGGCUAGAGACAUGGCACUGGCUGCUUUAAAGGUGGAUAUUUUAUCGUUUAUAUUUUUUCAGGCUGACCGCAUUAACGCAACAAAUCUAAGGGCGAAAUAUGGCAUAAUAAUUAGUGAUAAACAAAGUAAUAAGGAAUGUGAAGACCCUUUUCAAGCCUUACAGAGGGACUCAUUUUUUGUACCUGCUUUAGGUGACAGUGAAUCUGCUUUAAAGCCUCUGUACGACAGCCAGUUGAUACAACUGGAAAAUCUCAUUUCGUCACAGAGGUAUGCUCAAAACAAGAUGAGAGACCAGCUGGUUCUUAUGGAGAAAAGGUACAUAAAGGCAUGUGAAGAGCUGGAGGAUGAACGGCGCAAACACGAAAGAGAUGCUGCUCAAGGAGAUGAUGUUUUGGUCAUGCUCGAGAAAGAACGCGAACGACUUAAAUCUGAAGUUGAAUAUGAAAAGUUGCAGAACAAAAAACUUGCUCGUGAUGUAAAGCGUGCUGUUUUAGGCUGGAGAGAACAACACAUUCUCUGCAACCGCCAGAAGUUCGCUGCGGCUUCCCUUAUCAAAGAACGUAAACGCCUUUGCAAUCAACUAGCCAACGAGCAAAAGCGGGUGGCUGAGCUUGAGCGAGCUUUGCAGAAUAAUGACCUGAUUAUAAAACUAGAUAGUUAUGAUAACAAAGCAGAUGAAACAGCUGUCAGUGCAGAAAAUAAGCUGUGUUGCGAUCGUCAGUGCGAGUUACUUCGGAGGAAGCUUGUGGAGGAGACGGAAAACCGGAAAAAGAUAGAAUCUAAUUUUGAAAGACUGAAGGCAGAUUACCAAAAGCUUAUUAGUCAAUUCAACACCAAGGAUACUACCUGUACUCGUCCACGAGAAGACUCAAUUGGUAUCAGUGUGUCGCUAGUCAAUGGUCCUUUUGUCUCCACGGAAAACCAAAGCAGUCCCGAGUCCGUUACAUCUGGCCCAUCACUCAAAUUCAAACCGAAUCCCCCACAGAGACGGUCAUCUGAUAAUCCUACUCCUGCAUCACCUAAUGUAACUCAGACAGAUUCCAGCCCUAUUUCUAGUAGCUUAGCGAUUGUUGAACAGUCUUCUUCAUCUCCGAGGUCUCUUCCUGGGCAUACCAGUGAAAAGUCAGGAAGCCAGUUGUGUGUUGUACCUCCAACAACUACUUCAUCUCCACCUUCUAGGUCUUCGACACCAUCUCCACCUCCACCGCCACCUCCUAUGCAGUUGCAUUACCCAUAUCCGGGAAUGCAGGGACACUUGAAUCAUAGUCCCCGAAACCAUAGUGGUCCUCCGCCCUUCCUUCCGUGCACAAAUAGUAAUCGUCCUGUACCAAAUGCAGUAUCUCACACGCCUGUUGUACAAACUUGUAAAUCUAGGAAUCUAAUAUCUCACCAGUCAAGCCCGCCUUAUCAACCUUCGUAUUCAUCUUCACCAAAUCACUCUGUUGUCUCUGGAAGAGCGAUUAGUAAUUCCAUGCAUUCAGCACAUAGUGGACCCUCUCGUAAACCAAUGGCUGUAAAUGCUCAGUAUGCACAUUUUCACCAUCACAGUCCUCAUUCAUCCCCCCGCCCUGUUUCAUCAUUUACGCAAACCCAGACCAAGCCACCUGCAGCAGUUCAGUUCUCACAGCAUGGUGGUUUAACUUCAAACACUUCACACUCUCCAGCGGCUACGCAUCAUUUUCCAGCUCAUUCAUCUCAUCGUUCGCAUGCUUCACAUGCUAACCCAAUUCCAUCGAACACCAGACCACGAAAUCCUAUUCAUAAUAACCAAGCAGGACUUAGUGUAGCUGUUUCUGUAAUGGGGGGCGGACAUGUUUGUGUAAAUGGAAAGUAAUUUAAAACUACCAAUUAUGUAUAUUGUACAUCUUGUUUCCUUUUCUAAAUUUUAAGUUUCAUUAUGUUUUGAUUAAUGUAAUAAUGCUUGAGCUGAAUAUAUUUCACCAAACUAGUCAAUAUGUACAGAUGCAUACAUAAGUAGUAUAGUAUUUCAAAUGUUAUUAAAUCGCGUUCGAUUAAAAGAUAUAAUCAAGCGGAAGUUUUUAAGUUCUACCGUUACCAUUUUAUUUCAAUCGACCUGUGCAUAUAAUUUGUAAGUACUUCCUCGAAUAACAUCUUUCCACUGUCAAGUUCAACCGAUAUUCUGAAGCAUUGUGCAACUCUUACCUGUUUCAGGUUUCUCUAUCUAUCACAAUAAACAACUGCUGUUGAUAUAUGCAUAUUAGUGUAAUUAUUACUAAUGCUAAUUUGUUAAAUUUGCCUAUCAUGUUCUGUAUAUUUACAAUUUUUUCAUACUGAAUGACGAACAAUGUACUGUAACCUGUAUACUUUUGCUGUUAUAAGUCUUGUGAUCUCUCUUUUCUCCCAUUUCGUUUUUUCGGUUCAUUUUUUUGAAUGAUCUGAUUCUCUGUAGUGAAAAAUACCUUGAUUGUUUAUUUAUAAAUGUAUUUGCGGAAAAAUGAAUGAUGCAUUUCAUUAUUAAAGUUAAUGAUUUUACAGGAGACUUAGUUGAUCUCUAAUUAAUAUUUUGUAUUCAACACAACUUUUCUUUGGUAUUCCUGUGCUGUGUUGCUCUCUUUCCACUAGCUUUUCUUUACAAUAAAUUAACGCAGUGCGUUAUACUACGACAGGUAAAAAAAUUUUAUUUAUUUUAUUUAUAUGCUUAAAAAGCACACUGAAGUUUAUCUAGACUAUUAAAUAAAACUAUCUUUGAACAAUUUUCAUUCUCUUUUUUACUUGAAAGUAUAUGAAAUAGAUUAGUUUUGUAUCUAAAGUCGACAUUUACAUUUCUAUU